Molecule: messenger RNA, 2727 nt
Organism: Plasmodium inui San Antonio 1
Lineage: Eukaryota; Apicomplexa; Aconoidasida; Haemosporida; Plasmodiidae
Exons: 4
Coding region: 1-2727 (908 amino acids)
Source: RefSeq, a predicted model, not a curated record
AUGAAAGGAAACUUUGCACGUUUGGUUUUCAUGACCUACUGGUCACUUGCACGUCCGUUGAGUACUUCCAUUUUUUGCAACUAUGGGGAAUAUUUUAAAAAUGGCAAAUGCUACCCGUGUGAAGAGGAUACCUACUCAAGUUACAGAAAUUCUGAAAGCUGUUUUCGUUGUCCCCCUGGUAGCUUCAACAAUAAGAAGUCUUCAAAAUAUAUUUAUGACUGUUCAUGUGAUGGAGACUUUUAUUUAAAUUAUGUUGGGAAUCGAUGUGACAUGUGCUCCGACUUAGGCAACCGUUUUUAUUGCAAAAGGGAUUUAACGGAACUGUACGUAGACAAUUUGGACGCCUUUUUUAAACACAAGGAUGAAAUUACUUUUAACUAUUUCGAUAGGUGUGUUGUGAAAGAAAAUAAAAUGAAUAUGUAUCCCUUUAUGAAUAAUUUGUAUCUAUUUUGUAAAAGUCCGAAUGUCUGCUUGGAUACCUGUGGGAGAUGUUCAGAAAAUAAUGAAGGAUUUAUGUGUAAUAAUUGUGUGCAGAAUUAUGACAAAAAUAUUUUUUUAAAGUAUGCCACCUGUAGGAAGUGCUUCCACGUUAUAUUUGUCGUCCUCCAGAUGGUAGUUUAUCUUAUCCUGUCAUUUGCCUUUUUUUUAGUUCUAUUUAAAUGCAUAAAUGUAAGUCUUUAUUUUUAUCAAGUUGAUGUGUACAAAAAGGGGACUAUAUAUUUCCUGCACUACUUUCGCGAAUUCAUAUUUUAUUUAUCCCUCAUUCUGUUGAUAAGUUUUUCAAACGAUUUGACAGAAACGGAGGGGGAGAAUUAUACCUUCUAUGGGGAAGGGGAGCCAAAAGAGCAACGUCCGCACCUACACAGCGGAGAUGCGAACCUUCACUAUCUUCUGAACAUUUAUGUGCACAACGCCUUCUUUGAUAUGAUUAAAAUUGUUCAUUUGAAUUUUCUUCAUUUUGUUAAAUUGAGCUGUCUCCACGUGAGAUCAAAUCGCUCGAAGAUAUACUCCAUACAAAUUGUCGUCCUAGUUGGAGGGAUACUUAUUUUUAUCUGCUUCACUUUAGUGUGCAAUUUGAUUUUUUUGUAUUUGCGAAAUGGGGGACUCAACAUGAUGGCGGACGGCAUGGGGGAGGGAGAAGCUAAUUGGGUGAGUAAAGACCAGGUGAAGUGUUGUAAAAAGAACAUAGCGAGGAAGUUCGUGGACACCUAUUUGUACCCCUUAUUUUUGCAUAAUUUCAUUUUUCAAAAUUAUGUUCACAUGACAUUUUUUUACGAUCACGAUGUUGUACAAUUUUUCAAGAGAUCCAUUAGAAUAUGUUAUUAUCAAUACAUGCACAUUUUUUUAUACGUGGCUAAUGCGAUGGUUAUGUUCAUUUUUCUCUCCUCCUACAUGUGCAUUGGCCUCUUUAACUAUAAGAGGUCGUAUUACGACACCGCGACUGUAUGCUACGACGACUUGCAUUUGAGGGCCUCUAAAUUUAUGAAUGUACCAGUGGUUCUGUUUGGCUGCUUUGGGUACUACGUGAUCCUUUUUGUGUUUAUCUAUUCCAAACCUGCAGAAAUGAAGCGAAAUUAUCCGUAUAGAUAUGUUUACGGAUUGCACACCUUUUUAUGUAAACAGGAAAAGUAUUACUACUAUAUUGUUAAAAAUUUGUUCAUUAACAUUUUGUUUUUGUUUGCGAUCCACAUGGAUGAUCACUUGAGUUGUCUCAUUUGCUUCUCCUUCGCGCUACUUUUCUUCAUUUCCUUUUCUAUGUUCGUCAAGCCGUACAUCGAGACAGGACAGUAUAACAUCAAAUGGGAGAGCUUCUUUUUUAUGUUUUUAUUUUUUUUUAACAUACAACUGGAGCAGAUACGAUUAGUGACAUACCACAUAUGGCUGAGAAUAAUCCUAUCCUUUGCUACUCUUUUUAUAUACACUUUUAUAUUGCUUUAUUUUUUAUAUUUCAUGUUGAAGGAUCUGUACGUAUAUUUUGGCUUCUACCUCAUGUACGUGAAUACAAAGGAUGAAGGGGUAGCGAAAAAUGCAAAUGCAAGCCCUUCAACCCAUCCAUCGAUGGGUCAGUUUUAUUUCUUUUACUAUUUGAAAAACUACAUGGGGGAGGAUCUUUACCUUGCAGAUGGAGAUCAGAGUAGAAUGCAGACGGGGGACGCCGACUCUAUGGCCUUGGACAACUACCAUGUUGAGAAGUGCCACGAAGUUGUGCCUCCCAAAGACAUGGACUACAUUUCUCACCAGUGUGUGCUGAUAUCCCCAUUCAUUGCCGAAACGGUUGUUCAAUUAUUAUUCAUAACGAAAAAUAUAAAUCACAUAAUCCUCUUAAGGAGGAACGACUCGAAUGUCAAAAUAUACAACUGCCUGUUUGAGAAUGGCUACGUAGAAAUUCAGAAAACACCUAUUGACAGGUUUGUCGUCGUGGCGGAGCAUAUUUACAAUAACCUAUUCCACCAAAAUUAUAUUCCCUUUAGGACAGAAAUGACGCGUCUCUUCACUGAUUUAGUGCGAGAACUCAGAUGCUUUAAACACGCAUAUAUUCGAGAGUGCGUUGCCAAGCGAAUCAAAGAAAAAUACAAAAUAGGCGAAAUUAACACACAAAAAAUUGUGUAUGAUGAAAAUUAUGAACAAAAACAUAUUAGUACAUUUCUGUACAGACUCCGCGGGUCUGACCAAAAUGUGGACGCAAGACAUCAAAUGUUUUCGCAGCUAUUCCCGGGUAAGGAAUAA